AUGUCGGAUGUUUUGAACACUGAUUCGGAUUCUGAAUAUUUCUCUUUGUCGUCCUCUGCAACUGCUUUUUCGGAUGCAGAGGAUGACAUGCCCUCGCUUGAGGAAAGACUGAAGGUUGCUUUCUCAUCUCUAUCGAAAAACUUUAACGUUGUGCAUAUUAAUGCGCAAAGCCUUGCUAGUCAUUAUAACGAUCUCGUGACAUCUUUCACUAGCAAAAACAUUCAUGCUGUCCUUAUUUCGGAGACAUGGCUUAAACCUUCCCUACCAUCUACUCAGUACCCUUUACCAGGUUUUAGACUCAUUCGUAACGAUCGAGCCUACACCAUUGGAUCCCAGGGCGGUCGUAUGAGGAUGGUUGGUGGAGGUGGCGUAGCGAUUUAUCUACGAUGUGACAUUGACUGCGAGAUCGUAGCACAGUCGGUAACUAGCGCGGACUCUCCUGAAUAUCUUUUUUUAGAAGUCACUCUUCACCACACUAGGGCCCUACUGGGAGUUUUUUACAGUCCUCACCUAAGAGUUGACUAUUUUGAGCAACUAGAGUCGGUUCUGGCUGAUCUACGUACCCGCUACGAACAUAUUAUACUCAUGGGUGACUUCAAUACCUGCCUUGUUAAGCGUGACUGCCGAUCGAGGAAGUUGCUUUCACUCUUCCACUCACUUUUUUUGAAUUGCCUCGAGUUGUAUCCCACUCACUUUCCGCAUAAUGGUCAACCUUCCCUUCUUGAUCUGAUCAUCACUUCUUCUCCUGAGCUGGUUGAUUCUCAUGGACAGUUUAAUGCUGCUGCUUUUUCUUCACACGAUUUAAUUUAUGCUUCGUUCAAAAUUCGUCCACCUAAGCGCAGACAUAAAACCUUAAUGCUCCGCAAUUAUGCUAAAAUAGACAAAAAUGCCCUUUUCGAUGAUGUGCUGAAUUCUGAUUGGGAGCUAGUGUUUGGAGCGGAGGACGUGAAUGAAAUGGUUCAAGCUUUUAACUCCAUUAUUUUGACCAUCUUUGACAAGCAUGCUCCUCUUCAAGUUGUCCGAGUCAAACAUUUCCCCGCGCCUUGGCUCACGCCAGAUAUCAAGGAGGUUAUGGAGAGGCGCAACAGAGCACGUAUCAGAUUGCGGAAGAAUCCAACCAAAAUCAAUAAUGAGGCCUACAUCGAGUUACGUAACCGCUGCAACAAGCUCUGUAGGAGCGCCAGGCGUAAGCAUAUUCACUCCACUAUCGAAGGUUGUCCGCAUACUAAGAUGUGGAAAUAUUUGAAGUCACUGGGUAUCGGUAAAGCUGAUCAUUGUCUUUCCCUUCAAUGUCGAUCUUAA
Messenger RNA from Hyposmocoma kahamanoa, 1302 nucleotides. RefSeq lists its product as uncharacterized. Bases 1 to 1302 code for a protein of 433 amino acids. Lineage: Eukaryota; Metazoa; Arthropoda; Insecta; Lepidoptera; Cosmopterigidae. Gene Ontology annotation, molecular function: catalytic activity. The transcript has a single exon. The record is from RefSeq and is a predicted model, not a curated record.